Molecule: messenger RNA, 3981 nt
Organism: Malurus melanocephalus (red-backed fairy wren)
Lineage: Eukaryota; Metazoa; Chordata; Aves; Passeriformes; Maluridae
Product: probable E3 ubiquitin-protein ligase HERC3
Exons: 23
Coding region: 204-3014 (936 amino acids)
Biological process (GO): ubiquitin-dependent protein catabolic process; protein ubiquitination
Molecular function (GO): ubiquitin protein ligase activity
Source: RefSeq, a predicted model, not a curated record
CCCAGUAGCUCACGCCUUUUCACCGCAGGAGCCAGUUUCCCAGCUCCGGACUCAGAGACACCGGGAAUCCCUCCCGCUCCUCCUCCCGCUGCCGCGGCCCCUGAUGAGUUUCGGUUUCCAUUUCCCCGCCGUGGCGUUGCCGGUGCUGGCCGGGCACUCCUUGGGCACUCCCCGGGCACUCCAGARCUGUCGGCGGACGGGGGAUGGCGGCGGGACGGCGGCGGCGGCGCCGGGGGAGCGGCAAGAAAAAGCACACGGAGUCGCAGAAGGAGGAGAAGAUGCAGUGCUCAAACCAUGAUGCAACGCACACGCUUGUUCUCUCUGAUGAUGGGAAGGUUUCUGAGCACUGGGCUAAAGCUCCAGCAGACUGCCCUGAGACAAGGCUGGUGCAAGAACUGGGAGACCGAAUUAUUGUUCAAAUAGCAUGUGGGGACCAGCAUGCCAUGGCACUAUCCAGAGGGGGUGAGCUCUUCACCUGGGGCCAGAACACCCACGGACAGCUUGGAGUGGGGAGCCAAACCACGCUUACUCCCAAACCACAGCUGGUAGAAAGGUUGAAGGGCAUCCCACUUGCUCAAAUUGCUGCUGGAGGAGCUCACAGCACCACCGUGUCACUYUCUGGAGCUGUGUACUCCUGGGGAAAGAACAGUUUUGGACAGCUGGGACUCGGAGACACAAAAGACAGGGACUGUCCAUCAUACGUGGGAGCUUUAGAGCACUGGAAGACAAUAUUUAUCUCAUGUGGGGCAGAUCAUACUGCAGUUCUCUCCAAGGAAGGGCUGGUGUGCACCUUUGGAGCAGGAGAGGCUGGCCAGCUGGGUCACAACUCCACCCAGAAUGAACUCCUGCCUCGUGAGGUGGCUGAGCUGCGGGGAGCAAAGGUUUCACGAAUUGCCUGUGGCAGACAACACACUCUGGUCUAUGUUCCUUCCUUGGACAAAUUCUAUUUCUUUGGUUCUGGUGAUGAAGGACAACUGGAAGAUGAGAGGAAGCUGAAUCAGUUGAUACCAGUUCCCAUCAGUUUACCAGUGAACACUGAAAAAUCCUGCCAGAAAAAGAAUGCAUCAGAAGAGGGAUCUAAAAUUACUGCAGGUGUAAACCAAAGUUUUGCCCGUUGCAAGGAGGAGAAUAAGAUUUCRUAUUUGAAUGGAAUUGCCACUCUGGACGACAAAGAAGUGGAUGCAUGGAUUUCAAAUUCUGAAUGUUCGGAGAAUAUAAAAAAGAGUAUCAGACUCAUCUUUUCAUCUGAGGCUUGCAUCAAUGGAAGCUUCCUGGACAAAAGAGACAAACAUUUCAAAACGUCCAAAGAAGUCUCAGGUGUAGACAUAUCCGAAGUGAAACGUUUUCACGAGAAGAUCAGUAAGAAGCAAACAGUCUACCGGGAGGUGCAAAAGGAGAUAAGGAACUUACUGUCAUCAUUGUCUUCCUCCCCCAUCUCACCUGAAAAUUUUAGAGUCUACUUGAUCUUGCCUUUCCUUCUCCAAGGAAAAGAUGGAGACUCUUUUCUUUCUCUGACUCUUCUGGCUCAAGCCAUCAUGGAGCUYCAGUCAGAAGGCCUGCAAACUCUUGAAUGCCUAUGGUCAAAUCUAGAAACAUCGUUUUUCACGGAGCUGGUCUUUCUCUAUCAGAGAGUUUCCCAGAAUAACCUGCUUACAUUUUUCUGGGAGUUCCAAGCCAGUGUGCCAGGCGUCAAUCUGCGCCCAGCUGAAACGGGGCCUCUGCAAAUACUGCAGAUGCUUUACCAGGUGAACUCCAGAACUGGUUUCAAAGUACAUGAAAGCGACUUCCAUGUACCUGAAGUGAGAGAUAUUAUCACCUCAUGUUUGGUCUCCAAUUCAGUAAUAGUCCUAUGGCAGCUGAGCAAAUACCCAUGCAUCUUUGACAGGAAAAACAAGAUCCACGUUCAUAUUGCAGAACGCAGUGCUCUGAUGACCAAGAUCUUUCCUACGCCCUUUAUGUGGAGCUAUGAACCAUGGAAAUUUUGCGUCAGAAGACAAUGCCUUCUGCAAGACAUAUGGGAAAAUUUAAAAUCCGCCUCAAACCAGGAAUUCAGGAAGGUCUUACAGGUGGCAUUUGUGGGCGAGAUAGCGAUGGGCAGUGGUGGCGUGUCCCAGGAGCUCUUCAGCAUCGCAGCCAGGACCCUCUGCCAGCCUGACACCGGCACCUUCUGCCACUUCCCCUCCGGCCUCGUGUGGUUCCCCAAACAGGCUUCGAGCUGUGAGAAGGCGGACACCUUCCUCUUGAUCGGGACRCUGUGUGGAAUGGCCCUGUUCAACCAACGCAUAGUGCCCUUCCCCUUCCCCAGGGCUCUCUACAAAAAGCUGCUGGGCCUGGCUCCCACCCUGGAGGACCUUGAGGAGCUGCUGCCAACUGUGGGCCGGAAUCUUCGGAAAAUUUUGAAUGAAGAAUGUGAUGACUUGGACAUGGACUUCACGAUAAUGGAAGAAGGCGAUUCCAUGGAUGUUGUUGAACUUAAAGAAAAUGGUGCCAACAUUCCUGUCACUAAGGAUAACARGAAAGAAUAUGUUGAUUUGUAUGUGGAUUACACAUUCAAUAAAUCAGUACAGAAACCAUUUGAGGACUUUAAGGAAGGGUUCUUAAGAGGCUGCCCAGCUAGAAAUUGGAAGAUGUUUUUCCCUGAAGAGCUGCAGGAUCUUCUCCAAGGACACACAACAUUCGAUUGGCAUCUGCUGGAAGAGAAUGUGAUGUACAUUGAUUAUAAAAAGUUAGAUCGAACCAUCAGGAAUUUUUGGACUGUGUUUCACAAGCUACCAGAAGAAAAAAAGAAAAAGUUUAUUGCCUUCUGGUCAGGAUCUGAUCGAAUCACUGGCUAUGGACUGGAAUUUUCURGAUUUASGAUUCRAGAUCCUCUACGAGRAGCUCCAGAUGAGUCCUAUCCGUAUGCCACUACCUGCAACUUCACUUUGYUCCUCCCCAGAUAUAGCAGUAAAAAAAUACUCAAAGAAAAGKUGCUUUAUGCCAUAGAGCAAAAUGAAGGUUUUGUCCUUGCCUAACUCUGGAACAGAAGCACUUUAAAGCAAAAAUAAGAAAACAAAUAUUUGUUUCACUUGUUUUAUUUUCUCUUAAUAAUUCCAUUUCACUCUUUUCUACCCUGGCUUGUUUUYACUGUACUUUAUAAACACCUGUGUGUAUUUGCUGAGAUUAUAUGUUGAUUAUAAAAUUCAGCUUCRAGCAGAUACCUCAUAGUUAGAUUGUAAAGUUAGGAAAGAAGAAUCCCAUUUGGCACACUUGAGAGAAGCAAACUGAUAACCAAGCAUAUUUACAUUAUUUGUGCAGGCCGGGUGUGCACUAUUCUGGUUGUGUUAAGCCAGUGAGCUCCCAGCAGCAGGGAUUCUCUGAUUUGGGCAUUUAUACAUUAGGAGACACACAGCCAGGAUGUGCUAAGCAGUCAUCCUUGCAAGGCAAAGCUGGGGUAARGUUUUCAUCUGUGUUACUUAAGGGUUCUCUUGGGGAGCAACUAACUCUAAUAAGACAGUGAAUUGAAGGAGCAGUCUGUGCUCACCUGGAUAUGGCCUAUGAUUUAUCAAAGAGAAAUUCUUAGGGGGAGGAUUUGAUUAUUAGCAGAUUUUUUCAAAAGCUGUAUUGAUGCAUUACAAUGAUAUAUAUUUUUGUUAUUUAGUGUGAUAACUGCGAUAUUUGUCAUGUUUCUUUCUGUCUUCUAAGGAGAUGUUUUGCAAUUAAAUCAUAAAAUCUUAGACUUGCAGAUCAGCUCUGCCUACAGAACCCUGUGGACAUGAGGCUUGCAGGGCUUCUGGAAUCUCACUGUCAUAACAGUGCAGAGCACUGGCAGGAUAUUAACAAUGUCAGGAUGUGUUUUCUAUGUAUUUUGCUAUGUGGAGAGAGGAAGAGAAACAACAGUCAUGAUUUUUCAGCAUUCUCUUUGGUGUGUUAAAUGUGUCAGGRGACAUCCAUAUGUAAAGGAGACUUCUACUGUGUUGAAUUAAAUGAURAUGGAUUAAA